AUGUCGAAUCCAAUUGCUGACACAGCAGAAUACUUUGCAGACAAAGAGCGCAUCAAAAACUCGAAACCAAGCUUACGCAUAUUCCCAUCGCAAGACCAACAAGCAUCGCCCGCGACAGCAGCCAAUCUUCAAGAUCUGCUAUCUCCAGAAUCUCCAGAGAGCAGACGGCCCCCAGCACCUCAGCACAACAACCUCAGCGACUUUGAUCCAAAAGCGCAAUGGCAGAAAGUGUUGAAAAGGCUGCCCAGUCGGCAUGUUGGUAAAAGCGAUCAGGAUGGAUCUUCGUCUUCCUCCAGUGAUGCUGCUGCUGAAUACGGUAGUCAAGAUGAUGUCUAUGAGAUGAAUCGAUUUGGGAGACCCUAUCGACAAAGGAAGCGAAAGCACAAGUAUCAAAAACAGCAGUACGAUGACCAAGAUGAUAUUCUGCCCGAUGCCAAUGACAUUAGUAAAGAAGGAGGGAAUCAUGUAGAGCCUCCUGCCGAAGAGGAAUCACAAGGCAAGGACGAUGACAACUACUUUGUGAAACCGUUUGAGGGUAUUCGUGGUGAUGUACCUCACGAACCCACACCUGAUGCUCCAAUUACACCAACAAUGGAAGAUGUCAUGCAAGGAAAACAGCUAAAAAAAAAGCAGAAACAAGGCGCUGGCAGCAGCAGCAGACAAAGCAGUAUUAGCAGAGGCAGUGGUAGAAGCAGCAGCGAUAGCCAUGUUAGCGCUGACAAGGCACCUAUCAACCCAUCAGUAACAACACCACCCGCGUCACCAGAUGGAGGCAGAGCCAAGAAGCAUUGGGGCAAAACAUUGGACAAGGUGCGACUGAUUGCCAAUCUGCAUACACUACCUCAGCAAUCGAAAGCAGCUGCCAAUUCCACAUCGUCGUUAGCACCCUAUUAUCCGCCAUUGUUUGAUCCAGUGUUUAUCGCACUAUCCAAAGAUCAGCAUGGACAUCCUUGGCCACCUGUUUUACUUCCCUUUUUGAAAGUGGCCAUCACAGACUCUGAAUUAUUAACUCAAGGCAUCAAUCAAUGGGUGUUUAGAAUUGAGCUGCAAUAUGGCGACAUCAAAUGGGUGAUCAGAAGAACCAUAGCCGAGUUUGUCAGUUUGCAUUACACACUCAAGUUUAAAUCGAGCCUCAGCGACGCUGUGCCCAGUCCACCCAGCUUUCCCAGUCAACUGCAAUCGUGGCUCAACUCAGCCAAGGGUACCAUAGUAACAGAUCAUGACGAGACAUUUGAAGGCGAAAAGUACAUGAUUGCACUCAAACGACGAAAGGCGCUGACAAAGUAUCUGCAGCAAUUGUUAAUUCGAGCUCACAUGAUGGCCAAUUACGACAUUUGCGAAUUUCUGGAAAUUUCAGCUGUGAGCAUUGUAGAGGACAUGGGCUGGAAAGGCAAAGAGGGGUUUCUGGAAAACAAAGUCAAUUUUGUGAUACCCAGGUUAUGUCAUAUCGUCAAACCGCAUUUAUGGAACAAGCAGUGGGUCAUUUUGAGAGAUUCCUAUGUCGCCUUCAUCUCGGAAGUUGCGUCGACUCGUAUCAAUGAUGUGUUCCUGUUUGAUAAAUCCCUGAUUGUGCAAAACAAGAAGCCUGGUAUUUUGGGCAAGUACCAUAAUCACAUCACCAUGGAGAAUCAGUUUAGACGCAUUGAGAUCAAGGGCGGACGACGUGAGAUUGAAGAAUGGAUGGAGAGUAUCCAGCGUGUAUUGAAUGACAGUCCUUGGGUCAAGAACCACAGAUUUGGAUCGUUUGCUCCCAUCAGACACAACUCUAAAAUUCGUUGGUUUGUGGAUGGUGAAGAUCACUUUAAUGCUGUGGGUGAGGCUAUCUUGUCUGCUAAAUCAGAAAUCUACAUUGCUGAUUGGUGGCUGUCGCCGGAACUGUACCUGAGAAGACCGCCUGAGAAGAACCAAGAGUUUAGACUGGAUCGACUGCUGAAACGCAAAGCAGAGGAGGGUGUCAAGAUUUACAUUGUUGUCUACAAGGAAAUGGCUGUUGCUUUGACCAUCAACUCUGCGCACACAAAACUUUGGUUACAGGGGCUACAUAAGAAUAUCAUUGUUGUACGACAUCCUGAUCAUCGCUCUAUUGACAAUAAUGUGCUAUUCUGGUCGCACCAUGAGAAAAUUGUGGUUGUGGAUAAUCGUUUGGCAUUUUUGGGUGGGCUUGAUCUGUGCUGGGGUCGCUAUGAUUCUCAAUCACAUCGAUUAACCGAUUACCCGGCUGAGGGUCAUACAGAUGAAGUUUUUCCUGGUCAGGAUUACUCCAACCCUCGAGUCAAGGAUUUCCUCAGUGUUGCCCAAUAUGAUUUGACCUUGGUGGAUCGCAAUGUCACUCCUCGUAUGCCUUGGCACGACAUGACAGUAGGCAUGGUAGGCCCUAUUGCGCGUGAUGUGGCACGUCAUUUCAUCCAAAGAUGGAAUUUUCUCAAGGCGAGUAAAGGCAUGCAUCGUCCCACUGUCCCUUUUUUGAUGCCCAAAGGUGAAUAUGUGGCUGCUCGCGAUGAAUCUGCGUUCAAGGGCACCUGCCGCGUGCAGAUGCUGAGAAGCUCUGCGCAAUGGAGUUCUGGUAUUGAACGUGAGCAUUCCAUCUACAACGCCUAUAUGGAGUGUAUCAGUAAAUCAAAGCAUUUUGUAUACAUUGAGAAUCAAUUCUUUAUCAGUACCACUACACAAGACAAGUUACUUCGCAACAAGAUUGCUCAGGCCCUGGUGGAACGGAUCAAACGCGCUCAUGCCAAAGGAGAAAACUAUAAGGUGUUCAUUAUCAUUCCUCUUAUUCCUGCUUUUGAGGGCGAUUUAGCGACAAAGGAUGCUGCUGCUGCUCGUAAUGUCAUGCAUUUCCAAUACAUUACCAUCUCUCGUGGCGGCAACUCGAUAAUGGAAAAGCUGAGAGAAGCUGGCAUCGAGCCAUCAGAUUACAUUGGUUGGUAUAGUUUGCGUAAUUGGGACAAGCUGGUACCUCCUAAGAAGAAGUCUGCUUACAGCAGUGCCAGCCCUACUCCUUCGCCCAAGCCUGAAGCCUCUCCUGCUGCACCCAAACCUGAAAUGUCUCCUGUUGCUUCUUCCUAUGUAGACCCUUCUCCUGCUGCCUCAUCCAAUGUGGAUCCCUCUCCUCAUUCGCCUGCUGUCAUUCCAACUACUCCUUCUCCAACAGACACACCUGCUCCUUCUGAAAAGUCGAUUUGGGAUGAUGAUGAUCGUGAACACUAUGUCAGUGAAUUAGUGUAUAUUCAUGACAAGAUUUUAAUAGUGGAUGAUCGUAUUGUGUUGAUUGGCUCAGGCAAGUAA
This is a messenger RNA of Mucor velutinosus, 3285 nucleotides long. RefSeq lists its product as uncharacterized. The transcript has 8 exons. Gene Ontology annotation, biological process: phospholipid catabolic process; intracellular signal transduction; phosphatidic acid biosynthetic process. Bases 1 to 3285 code for a protein of 1094 amino acids. Gene Ontology annotation, molecular function: D-type glycerophospholipase activity; phosphatidylinositol binding. The record is from RefSeq and is a predicted model, not a curated record. Gene Ontology annotation, cellular component: intracellular membrane-bounded organelle. Lineage: Eukaryota; Fungi; Mucoromycota; Mucoromycetes; Mucorales; Mucoraceae.